Gadus macrocephalus (Pacific cod) is the source of this 4193-nucleotide messenger RNA. RefSeq names its product F-box and WD repeat domain containing 9 (gene fbxw9). The record is from RefSeq and is a predicted model, not a curated record. Lineage: Eukaryota; Metazoa; Chordata; Actinopteri; Gadiformes; Gadidae. Gene Ontology annotation, molecular function: protein binding. The transcript is spliced from 8 exons. The coding region runs from base 949 to 2706 and encodes 585 amino acids.
AUCAAGAACGCAUGGCUCGAAAGAGCGCUUGUUGUAGCCCAACUUCGGAAAACGGUAGUUCCACGCUAGAGACGCUAGAUGUCAGCAGUACUCGUCGUCCCGCAAUGACGUCGGUUGGGAAAAGUGGAGUCGAAUUCUUUAAUAGGUGUAUGAUUCGUAUUAAUUUUAAACAGUGCUGUCUUUUCCUAUGUUCGAAAGGAAGCACCUUUGCAUCUCUCCUUGACCCGAUAACGUUUUUCACAAAGGUUAAGGAAAGGAGGCAUAAAGGUUAGGAGAUUUGACUAUUCGAAGAGGACCCAUCGGUUCCAGGGAUCUGACUUUUGCUUCAGCGAAAGAACCAAUCACAGAACGGGGGGGACAGCAAGACGAUGACGACGUCUAUGCGACACACCGAAGCUUGUAGUUUGUUUAUAUCUAUGGAUCCAACAUGGCAGCAGAGGCGAAGUUACCUUUCGAUGCAGCUUUAGAAAGUGUGCUAAGUAGUUUCGAACGCAAGUUUAUUUGGAUAAAAUAGCAACUUUUCAACUGGUCUAAUUUAUACGAUUUGCUAUGAGCUACGUACAGCAUCUGAUAGACAUUCGUAGCGCCCAAUAAACGGCUCUGGGCAUUCGUUAACCACGCCUCAAAUACGAGAAAAUGAAUGUGUGGUUCGCAGACCUCAAUGUAGAUUGAGGUGAGGUCUAGCGAUCUAUAGGAAAUUAACAACCUUUAGUUGAUCUAUCUUCACCAGAAAAUAUUUAGAAGAUCUGCAAAUCCCUUUUUACGAUUCAAUCAGCCAGAUAGCCGAUUCCACAGUCAACGUUAUCUUCCCUUUGACGUAUCAUAUGACGGGCAACAUUUCAGACCACUAUUAUUGGGAUUGCAAUGCUUCAUGGUGAACCACAAGUCAACUAAUCAGAAAACGUAUACGUUCACUAGCAAUAAUUGGCAUCUCGGUAUGUAUUUAUCAUGAGCCAUGUACUUAGAGACGAUACGGUAAUGUCUAAAGGCCAUGCUCCAGAGGAACAGGAGAUAGAAACUGCAAGAACGUUAAAGGAAGAUUCACAUUAUGGACCGCAUCUUUCAUCAACUUCCUUCGAAACAUCAGGGCCUGACACGCCCGGACUUCCUUGCUCAUCUCAGUCAACUCCCUCACCCUCUGAGGGAAGCGGUCUGCUGUCAUUACCGUGGGAAAUGGUGACUCAGAUCGCUUCUCAUCUUCCUGCCCAGUGUGUCAUCUCCGUGUUGCCGAAGGUGUGCCAAGCACUGGGUAACAUAGGCGAGGACAGCACCAGCUGGCAGCUGCGUGCUGGCAGGCUAACCGGUUCCAGGGUGAAAUUCCCUGUUGGUUCCAGGGAGGGUUACGACUGGCCCAAUGCCUGCCUGGAGAUGGAGGAUCUGAUCACCUGCUGGGAGGACCAGGCCGCCUGGGUGGACAGACACACCAAGGCCAGGGACGAUGGGACGCAGGCUGUCCAAGGAGCAGAAGUCAGGGGGGAGGAAGAAAGGCGUGGAGAGGCAGACCAAGACGCCGAAGGCUUUGUGCUCGCAGAGCGUGCUGAGGAGCGAGGUGUUGACGCCGUGAUGGAGGUGGCCUUUGAGGGGGAGUUGGAGAUGCAGGCAGACGGACAAAGGGCUAACUCAAAAGAGAGGAGGAGGAGACCAGAGGAGGCGGCCGCCGUGGCGAUGGUGAAGGAAGAACGAUGCAAUGAGAGGGGACCCCCGGAGGCCCCUGAGGGGUGCGGGAACGGAGGAGACAACCCUCAGCUGGGCGGAGGCGGGGCGGAGCUAGGCGUGGAAGAGCCCGAGCCGUUGAGGCCUCUGAGCCCGACCCCAGCCCUGGAGCGGGUCCCUCUGCCCUCGACGGGCCACUAUGCCCAGGUGAAUUCCGUGCUGCUGAUCGGAGGCGAGGGGGCGGUGUGCGUCUCGGGCUCCAGGGACACCAACGUCAUCUUGUGGGACCUGCAUGGUGGCAGAGACGCCACGCCCCACAUGCUGCGGGGCCAGGGGCUGGCGUCUAGCCACCGGGGCUGGGUGUGGUGCCUGGCCUCCCGGGGCUCGCUGCUCGCAUCAGGGAGCUUCGACAGCACUAUCAGACUGUGGGACCUGGGGGCCGGUGGGGCAGAGAGGGGCAGGAUCUCCACCAGCGCCCCUGUCCUGUGUUUGUCCUGCCAGCCAGACGUACUGCUGGCCGGGACAUUCAACAAGACCAUCAGCCUCUAUGACACCAGAUUGGCUGAGCCCCUGGUGAAGAGUCUUCAGCUACAUGGCAAGGCCGUCAUGUGUCUGGCUGCUGAUGAGCAGUACAUCAUCUCCGGGAGCCAGGACUACACGGUUGCCAUCUUUGACCGCAGGGCCGGCAAGACCUUAAAGAGACUACGGCUCCGGUCCUAUCUUCUGUCCAUGUGCUACCAAAAUGGCGAGGUGUGGGCGGGGGACAACAAGGGCAUCAUACACGCCUUCUCUGUGCGGUCGGGGGUCCUGAAGCCCCUGUCCCAGUUCGAUGUGGGACACACCUCCCUGGUCACAGGCAUCCACAAGUCCCCCGGGAGCCUGUACACCAGUUCAUCGGAUCGCACUCUAAAGGUACACAUUCCUUGUGCCCCUCCGAGGACUCUGUGCACACUGAAUUACCAAGAGGGAGUUAGUGGGUUGAGCGUGGAGUCGGGGGUUCUGGCCGUCGCUUCGGGAGAGACGUCUGUGGAGGUGUGGAGGCCCUGUAGAUGAGGGAGGGACCAUAUUCCAUUACCUAAUCAAAAGCAAACACUCCAGCCGAGAAGGAGGUAGCUCUGGAGACCGGGAAGAGACUAGUUGCCCUGGAACCUGAAUUUCCUGGAUCAGUUUGCCUCAUACAAAACUGUUGCUAGUGUGUGUAGCACAGUCAUACCGUUUUAAAGGUGAAAGACUUAAAAAGAUAGAGGAUUGUUAUAUUCAAGUUAUAAUUUAUUGAACUGAUGCUUUAGGUCCAUCAGUUGCAAUUGCAAUUGCAUUUUUGAUACGCUGUGUCUUUAACAGUGAGUAAUAUGUGAAGACUGGACGCCUAACAUGUUCAUAUAUCUAUAUACAGUUUACAAUAGCUAGUUUACAGUAAGAUAUCUUUGAGAAUAACGUCCCAGAUUGUGUUUAUUACCACCAACUAGUAAAACAUUGUAACUAAUCAUGUAUUUCCCCACUGCUGUAUCGUUUUUCCACACAUUAUUUAUAGCACAUGUGAAGAUUGAAGUGAUGUACCGUUUUAAAGGUGAAAGACUUAAAAAGAUAGAGAGGAUUGUUAUAUUCAAGUUAUAAUUUAUUGAACUGAUGCUUUAGGUCCAUCACAGUUGCAAUUGCAAUUGCAUUUUUGAUACGCUGUGUCUUUAACAGUGAGUAAUAUGUGAAGACUGGACGCCUAACAUGUUCAUAUAUCUAUACACAGUUUACAAUAGCUAGUUUACAGUAAGAUAUCUUUGAGAAUAACGUCCCAGAUUGUGUUUAUUACCACCAACUAGUAAAACAUUGUAACUAAUCAUGUAUUUCCCCACUGCUGUAUCGUUUUUCCACACAUUAUUUAUAGCACAUGUGAAGAUUGAAGUGAUGUACACAAUAACUUGUUCAACUUAAACUUUUUUUUUUUCUUUUACUUUAACUUGCCUUAACUGAACUGCACUAGCCGUGUUCACAUCUAGCUUUUUUUGUAAUAGCGAAAAGUUGAGCCGACCGUUUUUUCAACAAAUAAAAGCUGGCAGCGUUUUUUGUCCUAAAAGCGCCGAGAGCGUUUAUUCUAUCGCCUAGCAUGGAACCCAUUCUAGACCCGACGUUACACGGCUACUAUGUAUCCAUCCAGGCUGGAGCCCAUUAGACAUAUCGUAGAUCUCGACAUGUUCUGUAAUCAAAACUAAUAAUCGCUCCACCGGCACUUUCCCGAAUGAUUUGUCCACCACGGACUUGUUUUGACAGUUGAGUUUCCUUCGAUGUUCCGCUUGUGAUUGGUCAGUUGCCAAAAAGACGCGUGACGUCGGACACUUUCUUCCUGAAAGUUGAACUUUUUUCAACGCUCCGUAUGGCAGAAAAAAACGCUGGGAGAGGCGUUUAAAAAAACGGCCGUGACUUUUUCCAGAAACGCUCUGCUCCAUAAAAUAUAAUGUAAAACAAGCGCUGGCAGAUUAAAAAAAAAAAAACGCUAGAUGUGAACACGGUACUCAACACUAUGGGAAAUAAAACAGACGUGAUUCUGA